AUAUAUUUAGCGCGCGUUGCGAGAUAAAUCACGGAGUUUUUCUGUUUUUUUGAAUUUCAGUUUCUAAUAUUUUCAAUGUUUUAUCAAAACUGAAGGUAUUAAGUGCAGGGAAAAAAGUGCGAUGAAUUUAAUAAUCAUUUUGUUUACGUGAUUUCUGAAACAUGGCGACUGACAAAGGCGGCAAAACGACAUGGAAAUCUUUUCUGUUUGCACACGAAGAUGUGGACAUUUUUAGAGACACUUCAAUCCGUUAUCUAGGAUAUGCAAAUGAAGUUGGAGAAGCAUUUAAGACCCAUAUUCCCAGGUCAAUAUACUAUGGUAGCUAUGUUGUAUCUUCAUCAUACUGCUUGGCGGAUGCGAUAAGUAAAGGCCGUCAAGUCUACAGAGAAGGUGAAGGUCACAUCCAGUCUAGUGUGCUAAGAAGACGUACUGUUGAAACAACGAUAGAAGCUGGUGUAUGGCAAGGACUAGCUUCUGUUGUCAUCCCAGGUUUUACAAUUAACAGGAUUUGUGUGUCAUCAAGAUUUAUAUUGAAGAGAGUGGCCAGGACAAUGCCAGUGACAACUCAGACAUGGAUUACAACUCUGGUUGGUUUAUCUAUGAUUCCAGUAAUCAUUAAACCAAUAGAUAGGGGAGUUGACUAUCUGAUGGAAGGAACACUUAACAUGUUACGUGAAAUGGGUGUUGUGUCCAAGCAUACUGAUGUUGAUUGACAAUUAUUUUUUUUUAUUGACUUGUAAUUUUUAAUUGACUUAUUUAU
Exaiptasia diaphana is the source of this 760-nucleotide messenger RNA. Its product is annotated as mitochondrial fission process protein 1. The coding region runs from base 162 to 713 and encodes 183 amino acids. Gene Ontology annotation, cellular component: mitochondrion. Gene Ontology annotation, biological process: mitochondrial fission. The record is from RefSeq and is a predicted model, not a curated record. The transcript has 4 exons. NCBI's taxonomy places the organism in Eukaryota, Metazoa, Cnidaria, Anthozoa, Actiniaria, Aiptasiidae.